AUGCAAGAAAUUAGAGAAAUCACAAAUAGACAUGAUAAGCCUUCUCAGGAUAUUAUUCUGAAGCAGCCUCAUACUAAUGGACCUUUAGUUGACAAUAUAUUUGGACCACAAUACUAUGAUUUAGCUUAUAAAAAUAUUCAUAUUAAUGUAAAAAAAGAAAAAGAUUCUUAUAUUUUAACAAAAGAUAAUACUCUGGUCAAAUGUCUCAAUAUUGCACAUUUAAACAACAAACCAGUAUUAAUAGGACAAUUCUUUAAGUCUUUAUUACCAUAUUACAUGAAACCAAUAGAUUCCUCAUUGUUGGAUAUAUUUGAAGUCAAAAAUCUUUCUAGGAACAUCCAUUAUUGGGAAAUUUGUGAUAUUAAAAAAAAAAUUAUGAUUUUAAAACACAGCGGAAAGCUUAUAGCAAUGCCAAUUAUUCACUCGACAGUAGAAGAUUAA
Messenger RNA from Macrosiphum euphorbiae (potato aphid), 441 nucleotides. The record is from the annotation of a GenBank genome assembly. NCBI's taxonomy places the organism in Eukaryota, Metazoa, Arthropoda, Insecta, Hemiptera, Aphididae.